Messenger RNA from Trichoplusia ni (cabbage looper), 1901 nucleotides. RefSeq lists its product as uncharacterized. Lineage: Eukaryota; Metazoa; Arthropoda; Insecta; Lepidoptera; Noctuidae. The coding region runs from base 557 to 1054 and encodes 165 amino acids. The record is from RefSeq and is a predicted model, not a curated record. The transcript has 2 exons.
GCCCUGCGAACACUUCACUCGCUGUCACAAUAACGUGUCACUAUUCUCGUAAAUUAACUUCGUUAGCUUGUCAUCAUCCUCACUCUUAUUCGAAACAAAUAACGAGGUGCAAACCCUUAUCACGGCACGGGUGUGUGUGACGUGCUCUAACGACGUGCUUCACCUAAAGCAGUGACAGUUACUUUUUCUAUCAAGUUUUAUCAGAUUAUACAAUACAAAAAGAUAAAUAUAAAGCUCUGUGUAUGUUAAAUUAAAACAAUAAAAGUUCAGGGACGGUUCUUUGACAGACGAUUCGCGAUCUUAUGGCUACGUCAGAGAAACUGGAAUAGAUUUACGUAUACCGGGGCGUGAAAUUAAAGGAUAAACAAAUGAAUUCCGAAGCGGGCGCCAUAAUAAUGAAACAGCAGUCGGCAUCAGGAGGUGUCAAGCGGCAGACACGGGCGGCGUGACCCGGCAUCGAAACGCGGCCGCGGCGCAGCAGAGGAACUGGGCCAUAUCAAUAAGCGUGGCCCACUUACCUGGAUAGUGGAGCCGGCGCUGCGGCAGUGCAGCGGCGAUGUCGGGCAAGUCGUGCGCCUCGGGCAGCGUGCGCUCGUGCGGCGGCUCCGUGCGGCUGGGCACGGCGGCCGGCCACGAGCUGGUGCUGGACGCGCUGUACGAGCGCAAGCGGGACAAGAAGAGCGUGCGCGUGCUCACCGUCAUCAUCUACGUGUUCUGCGUCUCGCUGGCAGCCAUCAUGCUCUCGCUCUACUAUGUAUUCUUCUGGGAGCCCAAGGACGCGCAGUAUGCGCAACGCAAGGUGUUACACACAGUAGAGCAGCAAACCAGCACCACACCAAUGCCCACAUGCUUUAUGCCCCUCACUGGAGGAGGCGAUACCUCAAUGAAUGGCGACGUCACUCAUUCACCACAAGAUAACAUCACCAGUGGUUAUGACGAAGAGAGCGCGACCACCGAGCCGGGCGCGGACACCACCAGCCUGCCCGACUCCACGCCACUCAACAGCACCUCAGAUGACAUAGGCACCCUCGACGACGCAGACAGCAUCACAUGACACCCGGAACUCAACCAACGUGACACGUAACAUGAAGAUUAACGCUUCGCUUCCCGAACAUUAAACGAGGUGUAAAUUGCAGCAGUAUGAUACGAGCUAGUCAGUUAUUUCUUAGAAUUUAAUAAACAAAAAAGCUAACAUCGAUUUGUGAAUACUUUCUAUGGAAAUGCGAUGUACUUGGUAUGGCAUAGCACGGCAGUGGGAAAAUAUUAAUUGCGUCAGCCUGUAAUAGCUAACAGAAACAUAGAGAGCCUAUAACAAUAACCCCAUGUUGGAAAACCCCACUAGAUAUUGGACCAGCUAUACGCCGUCGAUAGAUAAGUAAGAUAUUAAGUGGGCGCCACUGUCAUCGGAAGGCUGAACAAAAAUACCAAUUAAUUAGUAAUAAACAUAGAGUUUAAGUAUAGGUGUGUACUUAAUGGUUAAUGGCUAGCUCAAACUUCACGUAAUCGCUGUUAAUAGGAAAAACAUGGCUGCACAGCUGAUAGACUGAAUUAUAGUGUCCAUUACCCAUUGUAAAAUAGGGUUCCAGAAUGUCACGACCCACUUAAAAGGCACGAUCACCCAAAGAGAACAUAGUUACAAGCAACUAGCUAGCCAUAACUCAUAGGUAGGUUUUAAUAAAUAAAUAUUUAUUGUUUAGUGGCUUAAUACUAUUUGUAUUACAUCAGAUGUACCUAAGUGUGUAUUAGAAAAACGCCUAAUUUUAAUUUAUACUAAGGUUUAUAGAAUUAUUUUUGUCUAGGAUGUUUAUUAGUUGUAUUUGAUAAGUAGAGGUACUUAUUUAUAGCCUUUGCAGGCAAAUGUAUGUAUGUUGUGUUGUCAUAUAAAAAUCUUUGAUAUUAUU